This is a messenger RNA of Rattus norvegicus (Norway rat), 7806 nucleotides long. Lineage: Eukaryota; Metazoa; Chordata; Mammalia; Rodentia; Muridae. The record is from RefSeq and is a predicted model, not a curated record.
CUCGUCUCCCGGCGGCGCUGAGUGGGUUUGUGGGUCAGUGCUUGCCGGGCAGCUCUCGCGCGCUAAUCGGUGACAGCGUGCGACCCUCGCCCGCCCGCGUGUGCUGCGGAGGAGGUCGGGGCGCAGCCCUCCGCCACGCCGGAGUGAGAAUUGGAAGCAAAUCUCCAGGAGGCCGGAGGCGCGUGUGGCGGCGGGGCUGAGAUAUUCUAAAAUCCAACAGUCUCAAUCUGGGAGCACUUUAAUUUCGAAUAAGAAAUUCUCAGUCUGUACUAAAUGCUUGUUUAGUCAUCGGAAAGCAUGCCUUAUAAUGGACUGAUCUGGUAAGGAAUAAUCUUAUUCAUCUUCAGACAGAUUAAUGCUCUGGAAAUGCAUCAUUCAAUCCUCCACAACUCUCUGCUCACCCAACUUCAUAUUCUUGCUCUCAAAAAACAACAAUCAAAAGUAAAAACAAACAAAAUAAAACAGGCAUAGAUAUUAAACAUCAAAGCCAUAAAUGAAAGUGAUGAUUAAAGGAAGACUUAUGGAAUCAUCAGAUUCCUGUUUGCAGUUUCCGUUCGAGUUUCUUACUUCUAUGGAUCACUGACUGAGUAAUAAAUGGCUUUACCUCGCCUCACAGGAGCCUUGCGCUCCUUUUCAAAUGUCACCAAGCAAGAUAAUUAUAAUGAAGAAGUAGCUGACUUAAAGCUGAAGCGAUCCAAACUUCAUGAACAAGCUUUAGAUUUCGGCCUUUCAUGGAAGAAGAUAGUGAAGUUUUUGAAUGAAAAACUAGAAAAGAAUAAAAUGCAAACUAUAAAUGAAGACUUAAAAGAUAUACUACAAGCUGCAAAACAAAUCGUUGGAACGGAUAAUGGGAAUGAAGCAAUUGAAAGUGGGGCUGCAUUCCUCUUUAUGACGUUUCACAUGACAGACUCUGUUGGUUACACGGAGACAAAGGCUAUCAGACAGAUGUUUGGACCCUUUCCAUCAUCCUCUGCUACCUCAGCUUGUAAUGCCACUAGUCGGAUUAUUUCGCAUUUUAGUCAAGAUGAUCUCACUGCUUUAGUCCAGGCGACAGAAAACCAAUGUAAUGAUAGAGUGGUCUUUGGUAGAAACUUAGCAUUUUCCUUUGACAUGCAUGAUCUGGACCACUUUGAUGAAUUACCAGUAAAUGGUGAAGCCCAGAAAACUAUAAGCUUAGACUACAAGAAGUUCCUGAAUGAACAGUUUCAGGAACCCUACACCCCAGAACUCAAGCCCGUGGAAAAAUCAAAUGGCUCCUUAUUGUGGUGUGAAGUAGAGAAGUACUUAAACGCAACUCUAAAGGAAAUGACUGAAGCACCAAGAGUUGAAGAUCUGUGCUGUACGUUAUAUGACAUGCUUGCUUCUGCUAAAAGCGGGGAUGAGCUUCAGGAUGAGCUUUUUGAAUUGCUGGGACCUGGAGGACUUGAUUUGAUUGAGAAGCUACUCCAGAACAGAAUUACAAUCGUAGAUCGAUUUCUUAAUUCCUCAAGUGAUCAUAAGUUCCAAGUUCUUCAAGAUAAUUGUAAAAAAAUUUUAGGAGAGAAUGCGAAGCCUAAUUAUGGUUGUCAAGUCACGAUUCAGUCCGAACAAGAAAAGCAGUUAAUGAAACAGUAUCGGCGUGAGGAAAAAAGAAUUGCCAGGAGAGAAAAGAAGGCUGGGGAAGAUGGGGAAGUUUCUGGAGAAGGACUUUUGCCCUUUGAUCCUAAGGAACUCCGAUUACAGAGAGAACAUGCGCUUCUGAAUGCUAGAAGUGCUCCAAUUUUGGGAAGGCAGAGAGACACGGAGGUUGAGAAAAUUCGUUAUCCUCAUGUUUAUGAUUCCCAGGCUGCAGCCCGAGAAACAUCAGCAUUUAUAGCUGGGGCCAAGAUGAUUUUGCCAGAAGGCAUCCAGAGAGAGAAUACCAAGCUGUAUGAAGAAGUAAGGAUCCCCUAUAGUGAACCAAUGCCCGUUGGGUUUGAGGAGAAACCAGUUUAUAUCCAGGAUUUAGAUGAGGUGGGACAGUUGGCUUUUAAAGGAAUGAAGAGACUCAAUAGAAUCCAGUCUAUAGUAUUUGACACAGCCUACAACACCAACGAAAACAUGCUCAUCUGUGCCCCUACUGGAGCUGGGAAGACCAAUAUUGCAAUGCUCACUGUCUUACAUGAAAUCCGCCAACACUUUCACCAAGGUGUUCUUAAAAAGAAUGAGUUUAAGAUUGUGUAUGUUGCUCCAAUGAAAGCCUUGGCAGCUGAAAUGACGAAUUACUUCAGCAAACGUCUAGAGCCACUGGGCAUUGUUGUGAAAGAAUUGACUGGAGAUAUGCAGUUGUCAAAAAGUGAAAUUCUACGAACUCAGAUGCUUGUGACCACACCAGAAAAAUGGGAUGUAGUAACAAGAAAGAGUGUUGGGGAUGUUGCUCUUUCCCAAAUUGUAAAACUCCUGAUUCUCGAUGAGGUUCACUUGCUGCAUGAAGACAGAGGCCCAGUGCUAGAAAGCAUAGUUGCGAGGACCUUACGGCAGGUUGAAUCCACACAGAGUAUGAUAAGAAUCCUUGGCUUAUCUGCAACCUUGCCCAACUACCUGGAUGUUGCUACAUUUUUACAUGUUAACCCCUACAUUGGUCUUUUCUACUUUGAUGGCCGUUUUCGACCUGUACCUCUGGGACAGACAUUUUUAGGGAUUAAAAGUGCAAAUAAGAUGCAGCAGUUAAAUAACAUGGAUGAAGUGUGCUACGAAAGCGUUCUGAAGCAAGUAAAGGCUGGACACCAGGUGAUGGUAUUUGUACAUGCUCGAAAUGCCACUGUAAGGACAGCUAUGUCUCUAAUAGAGAGAGCAAAAAACAGUGGCCAGAUCUCCUGUUUUCUCCCCACCCAAGGACCAGAGUAUGGGCAUGCAUUGAAACAGGUACAAAAGUCAAGAAAUAAGCAAGUGCGAGAGUUAUUCUCAGAUGGCUUUAGCAUUCAUCAUGCCGGGAUGCUUCGGCAAGACAGAAAUUUGGUUGAAAAUUUGUUCUCAAAUGGGCACAUCAAAGUCCUGGUUUGCACAGCCACCCUAGCCUGGGGUGUCAAUCUCCCUGCACAUGCCGUCAUUAUUAAGGGAACACAAAUCUAUGCUGCCAAAAGAGGCUCCUUUGUUGACCUUGGAAUUUUAGAUGUCAUGCAGAUAUUUGGCCGAGCCGGACGACCGCAAUUUGACAAAUUUGGGGAAGGAAUCAUUAUAACCACACAUGAUAAACUCAGCCAUUACCUCAGUUUGCUCACUCAACAAAACCCGAUUGAGAGUCAGUUUCUGGAAAGUCUUGCAGAUAACCUAAAUGCAGAGAUUGCACUAGGAACAGUCACCAAUGUGGAAGAGGCGGUGAAGUGGAUGAGUUACACGUACCUCUACGUGCGGAUGAGAGCAAACCCACUCGCCUACGGCAUCAGUCACAAAGCAUACCAGAUGGACCCAACGUUAAGAAAGCACCGAGAACAGCUCCUCAUUGAAGUUGGACAAAAGCUGGAUAAAGCUAGGAUGAUUCGCUUUGAAGAACGAACUGGCUAUUUUUCUUCCACUGAUUUGGGUAGAACUGCCAGCCACUACUAUAUUAAAUACAACACCAUUGAGACAUUCAAUGAACUCUUUGAUGCACACAAAACAGAAGGUGAUAUCUUUGCUAUUGUCUCCAAAGCUGAAGAAUUUGAUCAAAUUAAGGUCAGAGAAGAAGAAAUAGAAGAAUUAGAUGCCUUGUUAAACAAUUUCUGUGAACUCUCAGCUCCAGGAGGUGUGGAAAAUAGUUAUGGGAAAAUAAACAUCCUACUUCAGACCUACAUCAGCCGAGGAGAGAUGGACAGUUUCUCCCUCAUAUCAGAUUCCGCAUAUGUUGCCCAGAAUGCAGCUAGAAUUGUCCGUGCUCUCUUUGAAAUUGCACUGAGGAAACGUUGGCCUACCAUGACCUACAGGCUUUUGAAUCUUAGUAAAGUCAUUGACAAGAGACUCUGGGGUUGGGCUAGCCCUUUGAGACAAUUUUCUGUGUUACCACCACACAUCCUAACAAGAUUAGAAGAAAAAAACCUUACAGUGGAUAAACUCAAAGACAUGAGAAAAGAUGAAAUAGGUCACAUUUUGCAUCAUGUGAAUAUUGGACUGAAGGUCAAACAGUGUGUUCAUCAGAUUCCUUCUGUUACAAUGGAAGCUUCCAUUCAGCCCAUCACACGGACUGUCCUCCGAGUCUCACUGAACAUCUACCCUGAUUUCUCUUGGAAUGAUCAGGUCCAUGGCACAGUAGGGGAACCGUGGUGGAUCUGGGUAGAAGAUCCUACAAACGACCAUAUUUAUCACUCGGAGUACUUUCUAGCUCUUAAAAAACAGGUUAUUAAUAAAGAAGCUCAACUUCUGGUAUUUACAAUCCCUAUUUUUGAGCCUUUGCCCUCUCAGUACUACAUUCGAGCAGUAUCUGAUAGAUGGCUAGGAGCUGAAGCUGUUUGCAUUAUCAACUUUCAACAUCUGAUUCUACCAGAGAGACAUCCUCCCCAUACAGAAUUAUUGGACCUUCAGCCUUUGCCAGUCACAGCCUUGGGGUGCAAAGCAUAUGAAGCUCUGUAUAACUUCAGCCACUUCAACCCGGUGCAGACACAGAUAUUCCACACGCUGUAUCACACUGACUGUAACGUCCUACUUGGAGCCCCCACGGGGUCAGGAAAGACAGUUGCAGCUGAACUCGCCAUUUUCAGAGUCUUCAACAAGUAUCCCACUUCCAAGGCAGUAUAUAUUGCACCCCUCAAAGCUCUAGUACGUGAAAGAAUGGAUGAUUGGAAAAUUAGAAUAGAAGAAAAACUUGGUAAAAAAGUUAUUGAACUGACUGGGGAUGUGACUCCAGACAUGAAAUCCAUUGCUAAGGCUGACCUUAUCGUCACUACACCAGAAAAGUGGGAUGGCGUCAGUCGAAGCUGGCAGAACAGGAGCUACGUUCAGCAGGUCAACAUUCUCAUCAUAGAUGAGAUCCACCUGCUAGGUGAGGAGAGAGGUCCAGUUCUAGAAGUCAUUGUAUCUCGAACAAACUUUAUCUCAUCGCACACAGAGAAGCCUGUUAGAAUAGUCGGACUGUCCACUGCCUUAGCCAAUGCUAGAGACCUUGCUGACUGGCUCAACAUUAAGCAGAUGGGUUUGUUUAACUUCCGACCUUCUGUGCGCCCUGUUCCACUGGAAGUUCACAUUCAAGGUUUCCCAGGACAACAUUACUGCCCACGCAUGGCUAGUAUGAACAAGCCUGCAUUCCAGGCAAUUAGAAGUCAUUCUCCAGCCAAACCUGUUUUGAUAUUUGUCUCCUCAAGACGUCAAACACGGCUUACGGCUUUAGAGUUGAUAGCUUUCCUGGCCACUGAAGAAGACCCAAAGCAGUGGUUAAACAUGGACGAGCAAGAGAUGGAGAACAUCAUUGCAACAGUGCGAGAUUCCAACCUUAAGCUGACUCUAGCUUUUGGAAUAGGAAUGCAUCAUGCUGGACUACAUGAAAGAGACCGAAAAACUGUGGAAGAGCUGUUUGUGAACUGUAAAGUGCAGGUUCUCAUUGCGACAAGCACGUUAGCAUGGGGUGUAAACUUUCCAGCACACUUAGUCAUUAUUAAGGGAACUGAAUACUACGAUGGAAAGACAAGACGCUAUGUGGAUUUCCCCAUCACAGAUGUACUGCAGAUGAUGGGGCGAGCUGGGAGACCUCAGUUUGAUGACCAGGGCAAAGCUGUAAUUCUAGUUCAUGAUAUAAAAAAGGAUUUUUAUAAAAAGUUUCUUUAUGAACCUUUCCCAGUGGAAUCGAGCUUAUUAGGAGUGUUGUCUGACCACUUAAAUGCAGAGAUUGCGGGAGGUACAAUAACAUCAAAGCAAGAUGCCUUGGAUUAUAUCACUUGGACUUACUUUUUCCGACGUCUUAUCAUGAAUCCCAGCUACUACAACUUGGGGGACGUCAGCCAGGACGCCAUAAACAAGUUCCUGUCACAUCUGAUUGGGCAAUCUCUGGUUGAGUUGGAGCUUUCCCACUGCAUUGAAGUUGGAGAGGACAAUCGCAGCAUUGAACCACUGACAUGUGGCCGAAUUGCCUCCUAUUACUAUCUGAAGCACAAGACAGUCAAAAUGUUCAAGGACCGUUUAAAGCCUGAGUGCAGCACUGAAGAAUUGCUGUCAAUUCUAAGUGAUGCGGAAGAAUACACAGACUUGCCAGUAAGACACAAUGAGGACCAUACGAAUAAUGAACUGGCCAAAUGUCUUCCCAUUGAAUUAAAUCCUCAUUCAUUUGACAGCCCUCACACCAAAGCCCAUCUCUUGCUUCAAGCACAUCUCAGCCGAGCCAUGCUGCCCUGCCCAGACUAUGAUACUGAUACCAAAACAGUCUUAGAUCAAGCUCUCAGAGUAUGCCAGGCAAUGCUGGAUGUGGCUGCAAGCCAAGGAUGGCUAGUGACUACCCUGAAUAUCACCCACCUGAUUCAGAUGGUGAUCCAAGGCCGAUGGCUAAAGGACUCGUCUCUUCUUACCAUACCAAACAUAGAACAGCACCAUCUUCACCUUUUCAGGAAGUGGAAACCACCUGUAAAGGGCCCACAUGCUAAGUGCCGAACAUCCAUUGAGUGCCUUCCUGAGCUGAUCCAUGCCUGUGAAGGGAAGGAGCAUGUGUUCAGCUCCAUGGUAGAGAAGGAGUUACAGCCUGCGAAAACAAAGCAGGCAUGGAAUUUCUUAUCUCACUUGCCCGUGAUAAAUGUUGGCAUAAGUGUUAAAGGCUCCUGGGAUGACUCAGUUGAAGGACAUAAUGAACUCUCCAUCUCAACUCUGACAGCAGACAAACGGGAUGAAAACACAUGGAUCAAGUUGCAUGCUGAUCAGCAGUAUGUGCUUCAAGUCAGCCUACAGAGAGUCCAUUUUGAGUUCCACAAGGUAAAACAUGAGAGUCACGCAGUUACUCCUCGAUUUCCAAAAUUAAAAGAUGAAGGGUGGUUUUUGAUAUUAGGAGAAGUGGAUAAGAGAGAGCUGGUGGCUGUAAAACGCGUAGGAUUUGUUCGAACUCAUCACGAGGCUUCCAUCUCUUUCUUUACUCCGGAAGCACCUGGAAGAUAUAUCUUUACCCUGUAUCUCAUGAGUGACUGUUACCUCGGCCUAGACCAGCAGUAUGACAUCUUUCUCAAUGUCACAAAAGCAGACAUCUCCACCCAGAUCAACACAGAAGUCCCUGAUGUCUCAACUGACUUGGCAUAAUAUUGUGACCCAAACAGGCCAUUGAACCAAGGAGCUGAGUCUCGGCUGCUCAGUCAUGUGGACAAGCUGAAUUAUUUGGUGUCUGCCUUGGCAAAAUCAACUUCAAACCUAAAAACAACUAGGAAAUUGACAGCAGCCACAGUGUUGAUUCCAGCUACAUUAGCCUGGACUGCUGCCUUUUGUAACAGAUUUGUGGGUUUCUUUACAUGUAAGAUAAGUAAGCUCUAGUAUCAUUUUUAAGUCGUGUACAUUGGAGUGAUAGUUAUGGAUUAUCAAACUUUGCAUCUCAUGAUGUACUGUUUACAUGAAUACCAGCUACUCUUUUUUUCUAAAGAAAAUUACAUUGUGAUGUGACGGGUUAAAAGUUUAAGCAACUUAAAAUAUAUAAUUCUAUGACGUGAUACAAAGUUGAUCUUAUUAGCAAAAUUCAUACUUUGGUUUGAUCACAUAUAAAAAUAGCUUCACAGAUUUCUUAUAAAUCAUAGUAAUAUAUGAUAUGAAAUUAUAUUGCAGAGAUCAAUGACUUUUCAAAGAUCAUACACUGAUCUUGGAAAAUGUGAACACUGUAACUGGUGGAAAUAAAAUAUAUAGAGUGCUCCUUCCAGA